GAGAAAGGAGGAGAGGAGUUUCUUCUCCCCGCGCCGCUUCCUUCACGGAAUUCCCUCCAUCUCUCGGCUCAGAGGACAAACAGAGAGAGGGAGAGGAAGAGAGAGAGAGAGCGUGUGGCGUUGGCGCUUAGGCAAAUAUCUAGAAGGAACUUCAGCGGAUAAACUUUCUAGAGAGUCUGUUUGUAUGAAGGAAGCGAAAGAAGGAUAUAUGCAGAGAUGUUCUCUAAAGGAUCAGUGUCGGCCCGUGACUCCUUUGUGUUUAUCUCCUCAGAGGCUGCCUCAGUAAACCAUGCUGCUGCUCCCGACACCACAAGCCCGGAGAUAAUGCAAUGCUUAACGGUGACCAUCCUUCGAGGAAAGGACGGCUAUGGCUUCACCAUCUGCUCUGACUCACCUGUACGAGUACAAGCUGUGGAUCCAGGUGGUCCUGCGGAUCUGGCUGGCCUGCAGCAGUUGGACACUCUGCUGCAGUUAAAUGGUCAGCCUGUGGAACAGUGGAAGUGUGUAGAUCUGGCCCAUGCCAUCAGAAACAGUGUCAGUGAGAUUACAGUGGUGGUCUGGCGUACUGGACCGUCGGUCAAGUCCAGCUUUGAAGGUCUGAUCCAUCACCCUUCUUACAAACCCUCCAACUACGACACACCAAUCUCUCCACCCAAAAAUAGACGAGGAGAAAAGACUCCCCCAGUGCCCCCCCUACCCGCGCACCACCGGGCCAGCCGCAGGGUGUUGGUGAACGGGUCAGAGGGCGUCAGACCUGCAGGCAUGGGGGUGCCGUGGGGCGACAGAAGAGAGGAGGGAGAGACCAGGACACACACACAAACUCUGAGAGGGACCCGCGUCAAAGCGUCCAACGGGGACAAUUACAUCAUCCUGUCACCAAUCAACCCUGGCAGCCAGAUUCUGAGACCAGUAUAUGGAGACAACCAUGCCACUCUGGCAGGGAGGAUGUACCCGAGGCAGGCCAGCGUGCCCCAGCCCCAGUCGUCCAGCGCACAGGCUGCCCCCAGCCUGGCCAGCAGAACCAGCUUCUUGCGUCGCUCCGCCAACAGCAAGGCCAAAGCUUCUUCAGCUGGGACCUUCCAGCAGAGCUCCAACUUCGCCAACUACCAGAACUGCACCAUUGUGAGGUCCCACGUCCCAACACACGCCAACUACGGGGCCUACGUCAAAGUGGCCCCCAAAAUACUCAUCUUCCCUAUCUUUGUGCAGCCUCUGGACUUGUGUAACCCGACCAGAACACUGGUGAUAUCAGAGGAGAUGAUUCUGCAUGAAAGCAAGCAUCUCUCCUUCAAGGUCACUAUCUUCAUCUAUACAGAUCUGAUGUUGGUGACGAGGGAGGAUGAGCCAGGCCGCUGCAACGUGUUGCAGAAUCCUCUCUUCCUCAAACAGCUCCGGCUGCAGGACGAUCAUAGUGAGGAGCUGCGCUUCUACCUUAUCCACAUGACUGAGAAGUGUGACUGUUUGCUGAGUCUGGAGGCGUACUCUGUGGAGCAGAAGAGGAGAGUGUGUCAGUGUUUGAGCGACAACAUUGAGAAGCAGCUCCAGCUGCAGCGCAGAGAGAACUUCGGCCCACCAGAGCAGAUGUUGGAGCCAAAACUGGACGAACGUUGUGAUCCGGGGACUCGCCGGCGCCCCUCAGAGGAUGAGCGCUCUCUGGGCAGCCCGUCGGACGCCCCGGCCACCACGGCCAGCAGCCCGCAGCCCAGCGAGCUCCUGACUCCGCUGGACGAGACGCGACACCUGGUGCCUCCAACACCUCCACCAUCCACCGAGGGAGAGGACGGCAAGAGCAAUGAGGGCAGCCUGAGCGAACUCUGGAAAAGUGUGGAAAAGGAGGACAGAGGUGAAGAGGAGGAUGAAGAAGAGAUGAGGAAGACUCUGAUGGAGGAGGAAGAAGAGGACGGAGGAGAGGAAGGAGAGGAAAUCUGCAAGUUGGGAGAAAAACCGCAGCUGCAAGUGGAUGAAGACAAUGCCUCAGAAGCUCCAGACACCAAUGCGCCUCCAUCUUCCUCCUCUUCAUCCUUCGUCAUCCCUGAACUGCGUCUAGAUCGCUCCUUCAGCGCCGACGCCCUCUCCUCACCCGCCACGGACGAAGAGUACGAUGAGGAUGACGAAGAGGACGAGGAAGAGGAAGAGGAAGAGGAAGAAGACAGCGACGAUAACUUCCUGGAGCGCAGAGACAGUAAGCGGAGAAGCAUGGUGGAGGGAGUUUCCUGCGAAAAGCACGGAGGGGGUGGAGGACUUAGCGUCCAGAACUCUCUCCGCCGGCGCACUCACAGCGAGGGCAGCCUGCUGCAAGAUCCCCGCGGCACCUGCUUCACCUCCGACAACGCUAUCAACUGCCUGGAGGCUGCCGCUGCCCACAAAGGAGGCUGGACACUGCCCUCACCCAAAACCCUGAAGAAGGAGCUGACCAAGAAUGGAGGGUCCAUGCACCAGCUCUGCAUGCUGUUCUCAGGCAGAAAGCUCAGCGCUGGUUCCGAAUGCAGCUGUGACGUAGGCCCUGACGGCACCAAGAAGAAGAAGUCCAAGAACCUGGCCAAAGACAUGAAGAACCGGUUGGCUUUUCUGAGGAGGAGGAAUGAGUCUCCUGGAAGCACUCCGUCCGGCAAGCUGGACAAAACCAUGAAGUCGGUCAAGCCCACUCCGGAGGAAGCACUCAAGUGGGGAGAAUCUCUGGACAAGCUGCUCGUCCACAAAUAUGGCCUGGCAGCGUUCAGAGCUUUCCUGCGCACCGAGUUCAGCGAGGAGAAUCUGGAAUUCUGGUUGGCAUGCGAGGAUUACAAGAAGAUUAAGUCGCAGUCCAAGAUGGCGUCGAAAGCCAAGAAAAUCUUCGCCGAAUACAUCGCCAUUCAGUCCUGUAAAGAGGUGAACCUGGACUCAUACACCAGAGAGCACACCAAGGAGAACUUGCAGAACAUCACGCGCUCCUGCUUCGAUCUGGCCCAGCGGAGGAUAUACGGCCUGAUGGAGAAAGACUCGUACCCCCGCUUCCUUCGCUCCGAACUCUACAUGGACUUGGUCAACCAAAAGAAAGCGAGCACCACGUCGACGGCGUCCUCGUCGUAAAGAGGAUGCAUGCUUGUACCCGGAGAGAGAGACACUAUAGAAACUUAGCAUCGCGGAAGGUUUCUUUCACUUAGAGUUUCGUUCUCAUUCGCCAUCCUGUCCUACGAUGAGCCAAGGCAAGACAGACUGAGGCGGAGGAAAGACGAUGUUCACAAGGUACAGGAUGGAAAGAUCUAAGAGAAAAAGAGAGGAGGAGACGGAAAGGAAGACGGUGCGGCCUGAUCCAGGGCCUGCUCUUAAGUGAGCCGGACAAGUGGGGUGUCCCCAUGGCGAGUGCUAUCGAUGUAUAUUUUUUUGUUGUUGUUAUUAUUUUUUUUCCCCCCAUUCUUAUUUAUGGUUUUCCCUUAAACGUACUGGAGAAAGGAGAGGAGGGGGAAACGUCUUCUUGCUUCGACACAAAGACAGUCGGGUACUGUUUUGUCGCCUCUUCUUGUUUUGUCUGCCCAUGUUUUCCUUUUUUUCCCCUCCUCCUUCUCCUCUGGUGCCAUUGGUACGACCCAUUCUUGCUCUCCCUUCAUUCUCACAAUGACGCUCCUGGACAUUUCCAAGCUCAGUGAAAAGAUGUAGCUUGUUACCCCAUCUUUGAUCUUUAUGGUCAUGCACUUCCAUACUCAAGCACAGUUUUCUAAGGCUUUAGCCUUCACCCCCCCCCAACCUUUCUGCCCAAGUGAUGCGGUCCCGGUCCCAGUAAAAGACAAUUUGAGGCAAAAAAAAGCUCUGGAAAGGCACGGACCAAAAAAGUUGAACAACGGGAGGACGCCGCUACUGAAGCCCUUGGAAAUUGACCAUCCAAAGACUGUACAAAUGAAAAAAAGUUCAAAAUGUUUUACUGUGUUUCUGUAUAGCCAAUAAGCAUUUCAGUGUAGCUCCACGUGGGGACCGGACGAGAGCAUUCUCAGGACUGUAUGGCACUCGACUAAUGAAGCUUUCAGGCUCGUUCCAACCUUUCUGUACCUUUUUUCUUUUACACAUUAAAAUGUCAUUUUCAAACCUGCACUCCAUAGACAGAACAGGAACAAGGCCAGUGUGGCCUCUCCCUGUUUAUUUGUUGAUAAGAAAGACAAUGCUUUACCUGUACAAAGGUUUGCCUAUUUAUUUAGAUCCUUGCUGGAUGUGUCGGUCAAAUUGCACUCAGCUGAACCCCCCCCUCAACACCCCCUCCCCAACCCUCUUACCCAUGAUCCAAGUGCAAUAUGUUUUAUUAUUUUUGUUUGUUUGCUUAUCUUUUGGAUAAGUUUGACUUUAUACGAGAGAGACAAUGGAUGGAGCUCUGUAUUAAUUUUUAUUUGCAAAAAAAAACAAAAAAAAAACAACCUGCUUGAAGACUGAGCUGCGGUUUAAGAGUUAAGUAGUUGACAUAAGCGAGUUAUUAUUCUAACUGUGUACCCCCGGCAGCAGGCAGCCGGGGUUUAUGGAUGUAAAUAUAAUUCUUAAGAAAAAAGUAAAACGACGAAAAAAGACAAAAACGCAAGGUUUCGUGGGAAAUCCCACGAGGCUGAGUUGUAUCUAUGUAAAUACUGAGAGCAUCAAAAGCUAUAAAAAUGACAUGUAUUGUUAUCAAAUGGGGGGAAGAAGUGGGUACAGUCCACCUCUUCCUUGGUCAUACACUGCUUGUAAGGAGUUUUAUGAAAUGUAUUUUAUCAUUUUCACUGUUUACAAUUCAACGCAUCUCCUAAGAUAGCAAGCGAAAAAAGAAAAUAGAAAAUUACAUUUGGUGUCAUUGAGAAAAAAACAAAAAAAAAAACAUAAAAUAAAUAAAACAUACAACUGGUAAAAAUGA
Messenger RNA from Colossoma macropomum (tambaqui), 4849 nucleotides. It is a transcript of the gene rgs3a, whose product is annotated as regulator of G protein signaling 3a. The record is from RefSeq and is a predicted model, not a curated record. The coding region runs from base 217 to 3069 and encodes 950 amino acids. Gene Ontology annotation, molecular function: protein binding. Gene Ontology annotation, cellular component: nucleus; plasma membrane. Gene Ontology annotation, biological process: signal transduction. The transcript has 16 exons. NCBI's taxonomy places the organism in Eukaryota, Metazoa, Chordata, Actinopteri, Characiformes, Serrasalmidae.